GGGCGCUCGAGCCUCUGGUGGGUCGAGUCCCUGCAGUUCGAGCUCUGUCAAAAUGUAAGUUCGUUAUGCUUGAGGCUUUGGUUGUGUGGUAAGGCUUCAGAAUAAACGCUGCGUCGAUGCCCCCUUUCGAUAGGUCGAAGAAAAUGAAGAGUGUUGCGAUGGUGGGACCGAUCGAAUUCGUGAAGAAAACACCAUGCUACAAAGUCGCGGGUUUUAAAGUGAAGGUGAACAAAGAUUUGGAGUUGUCGACACCCUUCGUGCCGAUGGGCACUACGAAUGAGGUGCUGAAGGACAUUCUCAGGACACACAUGCACGGGGAGUCUAGGCAAGGAACACUGCAAUCCGUUCUCACUGCUGGAAUGCAAGCUGCUGAAUGUGGCACAAGGGGGAAGAGAGUCUCACAAUCUAGGAAGGUCGGCGACAGUGAAAAAUUUCACGUUCCCGAAGGCCCGGGCACAAAUGGUGGUGCUGAAGAUGCGUGUUUACGUCGAAGGGAGAAAACCAAGAAGGCAUCCAAAACUGGUACGACGUCAUCUGUAUCUCGUUCUCGGUCGCGACUUCCCGCCGCAGCUUCGUCGUGCGACAAUGACGACGACGAUGAAGAGAAAACAGAAAGUGACAACCGUGAUGUGCAGUCGUCUGGCAACCGUUCUCCUCAAAGGAAUGGUAGGGAUGAUGAUGAUGACAAACAGUCGGCUGAGAAGGGUGAGGUGAAAGGCAGUUCGAGCGAUGAUGAUAGGGAGGAGAGUGAAGAUGAUAGGGAGCAGGGUAAGGACGAAAGUGAGGAGGACGAGGGAGAAGGGGAGGAGGGCGAGUAUGAAGACAACACACGGACCGAUGAUGGAUUCUCUGCAAGAUGGCAUGUAAAUAAGGACAGGGGUAAGGAGAGCGAAGGGGAUGACAGCAGUGGGGACAAAGAAGAGGACGGCGUCGGAAUCGACACACAACUAUCAACAAACUCUCGCAAAAGAAAAAUGGAGGCAGGAAGAUACGAUGGAGGAGAACGCUAUCCCGGAUUCAUUCCGAGUAUCGGUGAUGAAUAUAAGAGACUUGUGGAGUGAUAUGAGGAUGCCUUCAAGCGAUUGGUAACACGCACCGCCAAAAGAAGAUAAAGAAGCCAUGAGGGA
Messenger RNA from Chara braunii, 1127 nucleotides. NCBI's taxonomy places the organism in Eukaryota, Viridiplantae, Streptophyta, Charophyceae, Charales, Characeae. The record is from the annotation of a GenBank genome assembly.